Acytostelium subglobosum LB1 is the source of this 2529-nucleotide messenger RNA. RefSeq lists its product as hypothetical. Bases 1 to 2529 code for a protein of 842 amino acids. Lineage: Eukaryota; Evosea; Eumycetozoa; Acytosteliales; Acytosteliaceae. Gene Ontology annotation, biological process: lipid metabolic process. The transcript is spliced from 4 exons. The record is from RefSeq and is a predicted model, not a curated record.
AUGGUAAAGAUGGUUGAUCUGCUCAGUGAUGAUCCAUACAGUCCUUCCAGGAGAAUACCAGCCAACACAACAUAUAAUGAGAAUAUCAUAUCAUUGACACAAAGUCAAGUCGUUCCAUUCCCCUUCAUACCAGAUCCUUCCACUUCAGGGAAGGAUACACCAACCUUUAUUCGAAAGAAUGGUAGACGAUACAGUUUGACACCAAUAUUCCAAUCUGCACCCACUUCGGAUGCUGAUCAAUUAACAAUCAAUUGUUUGGAGGUGAUCAAGGAUGACCCUCUCACAUUGGAGGACAAUGUAUCUCAACAAGUACCAGAGGAUGGAGAUGUCUCCACCUCCGCCCCCGCCACCACCAACAACAACAACUUCCUCCAAGUACCCAAUCCCUCCCUGGAUCAAUCAAAGGACAUGCCAUCAAUUAGAUCAGCCAGCAACACCCUUCAAGUUCCAAAGGGUGUGUCAAUGGCUUCAUCACAGUAUAAGGACCUGAGAAAGUCAACCAACUAUGUGGACCUCCAGAAUGCCUUCUCCUUGUGUGAUUCGCACAGGGAAGAGAUUGACAAGUUGCACUCUGACGAGAACUUUGAGCAUAAGUUCACAGACUCUGAUCCGACCCAAGAGUCCCAAGGGCCACCAGCAUCGCCACAGCCGGGGCAGGCAACAGAGAAAGAGAAGCUGAAAGAAUCCAAUGUAUUGUUUGGGCUCAAUGCCUCACCAUCAGUCGAUUCACCUACAAUGGACUUCUCAUCGCCAACGUGGACACACUCACCAGUUCCCCAUAUUUCCUCGCCAAUGAUGGGUGCUUGGGCAACUGAUGAUGAGCAAUCGCCAGUCAUCGAGGGUGAGCGCAGGGUCGUCGCCGAGAUGCUCGAGUCCAACCUCAACAGUCCGACCAUGUGCCGUGUGGAGAAGAUCCAGAAGAAGGAGAGGAGACACUUGUUCAAUCUGAGGAAGAAGAACAAGCUGAGGAAGCAACAGCACGAGGAAGAGGAGAGAUUAGAGCGAGAGCACGAGGCCACUCACGAGGAUACAUUGUCUGAAGAAGGACGACAUACAAUGAAGGUUAUAUCAGCCUUAUUGAACAAACUAUUCGAUAAGAAGAAGUAUAGCACAUUGACCAUAUUCAUGGGUCUGUCAUUGUUGAACAGUUACUACAAAGAACUUGUACUUAGGAGUUGGGAGCCAAUGUCCAAUCACUUGCUGUUGGAGGAAGCCUUGAGAUACCAGAAGUUCUGUACGGCUUCUUAUGGCAGGAAGUUGUACUUUGGACUGAUGUCCAAGAGUACGUUGGGCAAGCUAAGAGGCGUACUUGGAACUGAUAAUGCCAAUCUCAAGGUGAUCAGAAAGCACACUGGUAUCAAGAAGGAGGACAUCAUUGUAUCCAAAUGGUUCAGCUCAAAGUACAGUCCAGGCCACUUCAUUGCCAUCGAUCACCAGACCAAGUCGGUGGUCCUAUCGAUCCGUGGCACAUUCAAUCAUCUCGAUGUCAUCACUGACCUUGUUGCCAAGUCGUCCUUCUAUAAGGGUCCAAAGAAGAACUGGCAUCCAGGCUACAUUCAUCUGGGCAUACUACUGUGUGCCCACAAGAAGCUGAAGGAGACGGAGGAGCUCCUUGUCAAGGCCAUCCACUGUCAUCCUGGCUACAGACUGAUCGUCACUGGUCACAGCUUGGGCGCUGGCGUCGCCUCACUAUUCACAUUCUUGUUCUAUGACAAGCACCCCCUAAUACCCCUACAUUGCUACUCGUUCGGCCCGCCCUGCAUUCUCUCCUACGAGCUGGCCACUCACGAGGUCGUUCAGUCGCUUGUGAGCUCCUUUGCCAUGAAUGAUGACCUCGUGCCACGUCUCUCAUUCAACUCCUUAUACUACCUGCGCGAGGUCCUAGACAACAUCCUUUCUCAGAGUAAGACCAAGAUGCAGCGUGGCUUCCAGAUCGUGUCGGCGGGUGGUGGUCUGGGCGAGCGUCUGACCAAGAAGAUCAGCAAGGUGCUCAAGGUGUCCCCGACCAUCGACCUGUCGCACGUCGAGCAUCAUGACAGUGGCGAGGUGCACAUGUUCCCACCUGGCAAGAUGAUGCGCAUUGUCAAGAUUAAGAAGGGAGUGUACGUGGCCGAGAAGGUCAGGAACCAAUCCUUUGACAAGAUCAUCGUCUCAUCCACAAUGUUCACCGAUCACAUGCCUCAAAAGUACGAGAAGGGAUUGGAGUCGGCCAUUAGCAACAUUGGCAAUGUUGAGCUGAUCACUCCGCCGCCCGACAGGCAGCCAGAUGAUGUUGUUCCUGGCAGCAACAACUUUGAGGGCAUACCGACGUUCAGAGUCAGCGUUGAAAGCAUGGGCAGUCUAAGCAGCUUCUCCAGUGGAGGUGGCUCCGGCAGCAACAGCAACAGCAACAGCACUACCAAUAGCAAUAGCAAUAGUUCUGAUGAAGGUCAUUCCGAUGUAGAUGUAACCACUCCCAUGGCAUCACUUGUUCCAACCUCACUCAGAGCGUCAUCCAGUGUAGUCAACACCCAACUUCCAAACGAAUAG